ACAUAAUAUUACUCAUAAUAAUUCUUUACCUCUAUUGAAAGGCAAAAUCAAUACAACCUCCCGUGUCAGUGAAGACUGAACACUUCUAUAGUUUUUUCCUUUUCUUUUCCUUAUUUUUUUCGCAUCCGUCAGUUUCACCAGAAUAUCAGUCACCGAUUUUUCUUUAUCACUCCUCAAUCUCCUAGAUCUCUUACCUCCUUAUCCUAAAAUUCGUGAAAGAUUUUGAUCGAGUUUGUUACCCCUAAAUUCUAGGGUUUUUAUUUAAUUAACUAAUUUUUAGGAUCUUAAAUAAUUUACUUUACAUUUUUAGGCUUAGAGUUAAUUUGUGGGAAAAAAAGAAUGGAUUCAGAAGAUGAUAUGCAUGAUGCGAACGAUUUGGAAUCAGAGGAUUUUUACAGUGGUGAUACUGCUAUCGAUUCUGAUGAUGCUGUUGAUGGUGAUUAUGAAUUUAUCGAUAAUGAUUCAGAUGAUGAUUAUGAUGAUUUUACUUCUCAUCGUAAUCAGCAAAACUAUACUGUAUUGAGUGAAGAUGAUAUUCGUCUAUGGCAAGAGGAUGAUAUUAUGAAGAUAUCAACCGUGCUUUCAAUUUCAAAGGUUGAAGCUAGUAUUCUUUUACGCCACUAUAAUUGGAGUGUUGGUAAAAUACAUGAUGAAUGGUUUGCUGAUGAAGAGAAGGUCCGUAAGGCAGUCGGUUUGCUGCAAAGACCUGUUUUUGACUUCUCAAACGCACGAGAAAUCACUUGUGGAAUUUGUUUUGAGAGCUUUCCAAGUGCUAUGAUAAGUGCAGCUGCUUGUGGUCACCCAUUUUGUAACACAUGUUGGGCAGGUUACAUGGGUACUUCCAUUAAUGAUGGACCUGGAUGCCUGAUGUUGCGAUGCCCUGAUCCUUCAUGUGCUGUUGCUGUGGGUCAGGACAUGAUCAAUUUGCUUGCUUCUGCUGAGGACAAGGAAAAAUAUGCGCGUUACUUUCUUCGUUCUUACGUUGAAGACAAUAGGAAGGCUAAAUGGUGUCCUGCCCCUGGUUGCGAUUAUGCAGUUGAUUUCGUGGCUGGUAGUGGAAGCUAUGAUGUAACCUGCCGCUGCUCACAUGGUUUUUGUUGGAAUUGCACUGAAGAAGCUCACCGACCUGUUGAUUGUGGCACCGUGAGCAAGUGGAUAAUGAAAAAUAGCGCAGAGUCUGAAAACAUGAAUUGGAUAUUAGCAAACUCCAAGCCAUGCCCAAAGUGCAAGCGACCAAUUGAGAAGAACCAAGGUUGCAUGCAUAUCACAUGUACACCUCCGUGUAAAUUUGAGUUUUGUUGGCUUUGUCUUGGUGCUUGGUCUGAGCAUGGUGAGAGGACUGGAGGUUUCUAUGCUUGCAAUCGGUAUGAAACUGCCAAGCAAGAGGGAGUGUAUGAUGAAUCUGAAAAACGUAGAGAGAUGGCCAAGAAUUCAUUAGAGAGAUAUACUCAUUAUUAUGAGCGUUGGGCAAGCAAUCAAACAUCUAGACAGAAAGCACUUCAAGAUCUUGAGCAAAUGCAAAAUGUGCAUCUGGAGAAGCUGAGUGACAUACAGUGUCAACCAGAGUCACAACUUAAGUUUAUCCUUGAAGCAUGGACUCAGAUUGUUGAAUGUAGACGUGUCCUGAAGUGGACUUACGCUUAUGGAUAUUAUUUACCUGAGCAUGAACAUGCUAAGAGACAAUUUUUCGAGUAUUUGCAGGGAGAAGCAGAGUCUGGUUUGGAGCGUCUUCAUCAAUGUGCAGAGAAAGAUCUUCAAGUGUACCUUAAUGCCGAUGGUCCAUCAAAAGAAUUCAACGAGUUCCGUACAAAGCUUGCUGGUCUUACAAGUGUAACAAGAAAUUAUUUUGAGAACCUUGUGCGUGCCCUAGAAAAUGGUUUAUCAGAUGUGGAUGGAAAUGGUGCUUGCAGCCGAACUGCAAGCGCAAAAAGCCUUGGUGGAAGCAGGAGUAGAGUUGGAAGGGGCAGGGGCACAUCAUCAAAAUCUGGUGGUUCCAGUAGGAAUAUAGAUGAUUCGAGCCACUGGGCAUGUGAUCAUUGUACGUUUGCCAAUGUUAAGUCUGCUACCAUUUGUCAGAUGUGUCAUAAUAGAAGGUAAACAGUUCCCUAUACUGGUGCGACUCGCAUGGAGAAAAAAAUUGUUGAUGAACUCUAGUUUAAUAGGUAAGGCGUCAGAUGUCAAUAAUUAAUGCCCUUAUGAUCUCUUUGUGGCGUACUCGUUCCCAGCGUUCCAUGUGUAUGUGGUGGUAGCCCGAGUUAAAUUCAAAAACAACAAGGGUGAAGAAAUGGUUAGGGGACGUAGGUGCCAUGUUUGUAUGUUUCGGUUAUAUUUUAAGGUGUAUAUAGUUCCGUCUGCUUUCCUGCUUUUGGAACCUAAGUCCUAACCAGCUAAUAGAAACAUUGUACUAUUUAGCUGUUAA
Amaranthus tricolor (Joseph's coat) is the source of this 2419-nucleotide messenger RNA. RefSeq names its product probable E3 ubiquitin-protein ligase ARI8. Gene Ontology annotation, cellular component: ubiquitin ligase complex; cytoplasm. Gene Ontology annotation, molecular function: zinc ion binding; ubiquitin protein ligase activity; ubiquitin conjugating enzyme binding. NCBI's taxonomy places the organism in Eukaryota, Viridiplantae, Streptophyta, Magnoliopsida, Caryophyllales, Amaranthaceae. The record is from RefSeq and is a predicted model, not a curated record. The transcript is spliced from 15 exons. Gene Ontology annotation, biological process: positive regulation of proteasomal ubiquitin-dependent protein catabolic process; ubiquitin-dependent protein catabolic process; protein polyubiquitination. The coding region runs from base 340 to 2097 and encodes 585 amino acids.